AUGAAGGGUAGUUCUUCUCUACUCCUUGCAUCCAGCACCCUGCUGAGCGCUGCAAGUGGACUACAACUAAACAAACGACAUGAUCCUUCCGUCGUCUCAAUCAACUUUGAGAAGAAGACAAGAGAUUCCUCAGCGUCUCUAAGAAAGCGAGCUGAUGAUGUCGCUGAGAUGGACGUUGACAAGCACGGCACCAACUUUCUCUACUGGACCAACUUUACCAUUGGCACACCUCCACAGAACCUCUACGCCGAGAUCGAUACUGGUAGCUCUGACCUGCUCGUUCUAACGGAUGAGAUUAAAACAUGUGACAAGGAAGAGUGCAUCGGCAACAUUUUUACGAUCCAAAAGUCGAGAACCUUUGACUGGAUUGAGAGUGAAGAUCAAGUGUCUGGCUCUUUUGGGAGUGGAGAGUCAUGGUCGGGAUACUACGCCAACGACACCUUCAGCUUUGGCGACAUCAAGCUCGACAAUUUCCAAUUCGUCGCCACAACUGAGUACAACAGCACAACCGCUGGCAUCUUUAGCAUUUUUGGUAUUGGCCUUCCGAGUGGUCAACGUGCUGCCAAGAAGUUUCCCAGCCUUCCUUAUGCUUUGAGGAACGCCGGUGAGAUCAACACUGCUGCUUACAGUCUUUGGCUCGACGACGACCAAAGCGGUCACUUCUUAUUCGGUGGUGUCAACAAAGCCAAGUAUACUGGACCUCUGGUCACCUUUCCCAUUCCUUUAACCGAUCCCUCCGACACCGUCGCCGAAAGACUCCUAGUCGUCCUGGAAGGGUUCGGCACGACCAAUGAUGGCAAUUCUACCUCGAUCGACUUUUAUCCACGCCCCGUCCUGUUAGAUUCAGGCACAGUCAUGAGCCGGUUGACACAAGACAUGGCAUUGCACGUGAUGACAACCCUCGACGGCGUUAUCACCAAAGAAUAUGGCGCCAUGGUGCCUUGUGAUAAAGAUCACAAGUACACUCUUGACUUUACCUUUGGAGAGUUGACCAUCAAUGUUCCCCUUGCGUACUUUUUGACGAAACUCAGCGAUGAUGUUGGCUUUGAUGGUGUUUCUUACUGCAAAGUAUUCUACGACCCCAAAGCAACCGACAUCAUCCUCGGUGACGAUUUUCUCAAGGGAGCCUACGUGGUUUAUGACUACGAGAACUUGGAGAUCUCUUUGGCUCAGUACAAUCCCAAGGGAGGAAAAGACGAUAUCCACGAGAUCGUGAGGAAUGUCCCCGGGGCUACUCAAGCUAAGAACAUCCCUAUGAAGUUUGACCAGUACGAAGGCACCGAGAUGGGUGACCCAACAUCAGCCCCAUCGGAAAUCAAGACUGUUUCCAUGACCGUUAUUAGCAGUGGAACUGCCACCGCAACAGCUAUUGGUGAUCCCAGGUCCACCAACGCGGGACUGUCCAUCGCCAAACCCACAGAGGCUGGAGACGCUAAGAGCUCGGAUGAAGACAGCGCGGCGGCGAGAAGUCUACCAGGGAAUGCCAUCUCUGCCGUCAUUUUUGGAGUGAUCACUGGGGUGUUGUGUAUGUGGUAG
Messenger RNA from Fusarium poae, 1536 nucleotides. RefSeq lists its product as uncharacterized. The record is from RefSeq and is a predicted model, not a curated record. Gene Ontology annotation, molecular function: aspartic-type endopeptidase activity. Gene Ontology annotation, biological process: proteolysis. The transcript has a single exon. NCBI's taxonomy places the organism in Eukaryota, Fungi, Ascomycota, Sordariomycetes, Hypocreales, Nectriaceae. Bases 1 to 1536 code for a protein of 511 amino acids.